AUGAAGAUUUCUGCAAUUCUUACAGUGGCUCUUAGUAUGGCCCUUCUUUCAAAUGCCGCUCCACUCGAAAAACGUCGUUUUGGUCAAGAACACUCCGCAUUCGUUGAACCACUCUACCAAAAAAUGCGGGACAGUGCUCAAGGCACUAAUUUUGCCGGACAAGUUGGACAAAUGUCUGGCGAAGCCGUGAAUGCUCUUCUUGCCGCUAAGCCUGCUUGCAGACAACAAGUCGUGGCAGAUCACUUGGUAUUUUUUGCGAAAAAAAUGGGCGCUGAUACGACGAUUGCAGAUGGAAAGACGAGGGAAAAAGAUUUAAUUAACAUCGCAAAGCAAUAUCGAACUGCUGAGAGAAAUACCAACCAAGAUGGAAAACCGAGUUUCUUAUGUGGCAGAAAACCAUCCUUUAAGGAAUUGAAUGGAAUUGUACAAAAGCAAGAUCCUGCUGCGACAACAAAACCGGAUACGCCUACAGAUGCUACUAAUCUGGAUGAAACUUUUGACCCACUCG
Molecule: messenger RNA, 508 nt
Organism: Paraglomus brasilianum
Lineage: Eukaryota; Fungi; Glomeromycota; Glomeromycetes; Paraglomerales; Paraglomeraceae
Source: the annotation of a GenBank genome assembly